Photinus pyralis (common eastern firefly) is the source of this 3264-nucleotide messenger RNA. Its product is annotated as acid sphingomyelinase-like phosphodiesterase 3a. The transcript is spliced from 6 exons. The coding region runs from base 216 to 1127 and encodes 303 amino acids. The record is from RefSeq and is a predicted model, not a curated record. NCBI's taxonomy places the organism in Eukaryota, Metazoa, Arthropoda, Insecta, Coleoptera, Lampyridae.
UGUUAGGUUUAUGACUGAAUAAAACAUGGCGCUUUUUUCAUUACAGGGAUGCGUUAUCACACGCGUUUUCUCAUCCGUCGAAGCGAAUUCAAGAAAGAAAGCAAGUGCAGUUACUACAAAAUUUGACAGACUUGUUAGGAAAAACGUUUAGUUCUCAAUUUGUGUUUCCGGCACUAGGCCACGAUGAUCCCACGCCGCGCAAGGAGCUUGGGAAGAUGUGGAGCCGAUGGCUACCGACGGACUCCAUGAAUACGUUCGAAACGGGGGGAUUUUACAUGAUCGAACGUAAGACACUAAGGCUUCAAAUUGUAGUCCUUAAUACAAACUUGAUGAGAAGAGAUGACGGCGACGACGACGCUAGCAGACAGUGGGAAUGGUUACACAGAGUUCUGCACAAAUGCCAACUUCACAAGGAAACUGUGUAUUUGGUUGGCCAUAUGCCACCAGGAUCGGACGAACGUCAGAGAGGAUCGUUGGCUUUUGCAUAUACUGAUUAUCACAAUAGACGUUACAUCCAAUUAGUGAGAAAAUAUUCGGAUAUAAUAGUGGGUCAGUUUUUUGGACAUCUACACUCCGACUCUUUCAGGGUAAUAUAUAAUGAAGGCAGAGCGGUCUCUUGGGCAAUGUUGGCACCAUCCGUUACUCCAAGAAGAACAUCCGAUGGCCCAAACAAUCCUGGAAUACGAUUAUACAAAUUUGACAAGGAUACCGGCCAGGUAUUCGACUAUACCCAGUAUUAUCUGGAUUUAUCCAGUGCCAAUAAAAAAGGAGAAGCGGAAUGGGUCGUGGAGUACAAUUUCAGUUCAUAUUAUGGAAUUACCAACAUUACGCCCCUUUCACUACAUAAUUUAGCUGAAAAACUAACGCAGUGUAUUCCAAGCGACAACCCAACCUUUACAAGGUACUAUAAAGCAAACUCAGUACGAAUACACAAUGAUAGCCAAAUUCAUUUAUGCGAUCUUAGCUGUGCGCAUAAUCACUACUGUGCAAUUACUAGAAUCGAUUAUCACGAACACGAAGAUUGUUUGAAGACUGCAGCAAGUGCUUUGGCAUCAUCUGCGGUUUCAAAAAUAAACACAAUUCAUAUUUUUGUGUUAUCAACAAACAUUUUAUGGUGCAUACUUUGAAACAAAACGGGCUGUUUAGUAAAAGUAAAUAGCGAAUUAAUUUACAAAUGAACUGUUUGCAUCCACUCUUCGUAAAGACUGAUUGGGCAUCAAGGAAUAAUGAUGGAAAUACAUCAAAACUGUUUUGUGAGAACUGUGGUUCUGUAAUAUUAAAUCCAUAUGACAUAUAGGCAUUAUUGUUUUCAAUUCCUGUGUACCUACUGAAAGAUUAUUUUCAAAGUAGUAUUUUUUGGGUAGGUAGGUACCAAGGAAAGAGCUACGUAUGGUCACUACGUAGGAAAAAUGUGAUUAUGAUUGCGAUAUGUUGAUAAUUGUAAUUAUUAAGUGAAUUUGCUUUUACAUAUAAAUAUAAAGGUAUAUUAGAUACAUGUUAAACAAGAUUGUCAUUGGGAUAUUUUUAUAUAUUUAGAAUAAAUAUGAGAGUUGUGUUAGCUUUUAAAUGUAAAUAUUAUUACACAAAUAUGCAAUUAGUUUAAAAGUAUUUUUGAUGUAAUAGCUUUACAUGUUUCCCUAAAUAAAUAACAUUAUUAGUACUUAUCUACAGAUUGUAAAGUCACCACGUUUUAUCUACACAGCCGAUCGAAACAAAAGAGCCAUUAUUAAUCCAUUAUGUAAAACAUAACUAUUUAUCCGUUUUAACGUUUUUUUUUAGAUUAUGUGGAAAAAUUUACUUGGUCAAUUUUGCGGUUUUGUUUCCUUGUUACAUAAAAUGUGCGCAACAGGUAUUACGAUUUAACAGAAUAGAAUUUCAAAUGAUUAAAAAUGUCAUACACAAAAAUUUUGCUACAUAAAAAUCCAUUUAUAUUCUGUCAUUCCACUCUCAAUGCCAUUAACGAAUAUUCAAAAUAGAUAAUCAACACAAAAUUUACAGAUAAAGAGAAGGAGAACAUUAAGUAUGUCCAUUACUAGGCAUAUAUUAAACUGCCAAUCAUUGAGACAUCUGCAAAUAAAUAUGAUAAAUACAGUAAAUUUUGCGUGAAUGUCAUAUAAAACCAAAGCCUGGUGACUGUUUUUAUUUACGUCUUUACUUGACCAAAAAGUACACACUAUUCAAAGAUGGUGUAAGUAUUCAGUGGAGCAAAGUGAAUAAUUGAAUAUCAUUUAAAUGUUUCCUAGAUAUUCAAUGGUUUUCUUGCAUCUAAACACCUCUACACGGUGUAAUUUAUAAACACUACUCAACAAUAUACCGUGUGUCCCAGGUUGAGCACAACAGACAGAAUUAAUGUAUUUUACCGCGCAGGAUCUACGAGGCCGUUGAUAUGUAUUUGACGUUAUUGCGCUUGCCAGCUUGCCUGAUGGUAGAACAAGAUUGGAGCAGUACGUUGAACACUAGUUUCAACGGCCUCGUAAAAAUACAUUGCCUUGCCGUUUCCCUAUUGUGCGUUCUACCUGGGACACACUGUAAAACUGCCCCCAUCAGAAGUACUAAUAGUAGGUAAUAUGCAUAUAGGUACUAUACCUACCUAUACUCAAUUAAUUUAAAACUGUCUUUUGAAACACUAUCAUUACCUGCAAUAUUCCUCAAUGUAUGUGUACAGAUUUUUCCUAGUUUUUCUAAAUACUCUGACCAAGAACUUAGUAAUAUAUAUUCAAUUUAUACCCACAUUACCUACUUAACAUUUAUGUGUGACUGAAUGAACGUUAAAGUUCUAAAUUCAUACAAUAUAAUUUGUGUGCCUAUUGCCAAUGUACAUUAAAUAUGUAAAGAAAGUCUUUAAGGUAUUAAAUGUAGCUGUAGCACAAACAUACAUGUAUUGAAAGCUGUGACUAUUUAUUUAUAGUAUACCUUACACCCAUAUUUGAUAUUACUAACUGGCUGGGGUAGGUACACUAAUCUAUGUAUGUACGUGUACAUAUAUUUUUAUGUAGGUAGGUGGUUGUUUGUAAGCAUAUAUGUUAAAUCAAGUAAGUGUAAGCAAUGUACUAUAAAAAAAGCAAUUUUUAUAUUGUUGGUACUUAUAAAUAAAAAUGAUACUAAUAAAUUAUAUUCUAACCUUGUUUAUUAGAUUCGUAUUUUAAUUGGUUUAUUAUCUUAUUGCGUAAAUAAAAUACUUUCUUUGAAUUCCAAAUUUACAAACUGUCAUUAAAUUCAAAGCAGUUAUUAAGUCUAAAACGUAAGUAUGUCGGUAUUUUAGGU